Molecule: messenger RNA, 3972 nt
Organism: Bicyclus anynana (squinting bush brown)
Lineage: Eukaryota; Metazoa; Arthropoda; Insecta; Lepidoptera; Nymphalidae
Product: oocyte zinc finger protein XlCOF6
Exons: 17
Coding region: 291-2258 (655 amino acids)
Biological process (GO): regulation of transcription by RNA polymerase II
Cellular component (GO): nucleus
Molecular function (GO): DNA-binding transcription factor activity, RNA polymerase II-specific; RNA polymerase II transcription regulatory region sequence-specific DNA binding
Source: RefSeq, a predicted model, not a curated record
CUGUGGACAAAAACAUUCAUUUGACGUUUGUGGACAAAACCAGACAAAACAAAACACAAAAAUAUUUGUAGGACGAUGAAAUAACUUGCUUUUAUGUUUUAACUUUUUUGUUUUGAUUUUUGCUGCCGUUUCGUUUCCUGGAAUUUUCGUAAAGUAGCUAACAGAUAUGGGGCUGGACUGAACAGUGGUUUCGUGGUUUCUAUUCCCGCCCAUUGGACUGGUGUACCCACUCUCAACACAGUCUACAAGUUUUAAAGUUGACCAGUAAUUCUAUCAAGAUCAAGAAGAAUAUGGAGUGUGAUGAUGAUAUUGUUAUAUUAAUAGUUGAUGAUAUUAAUAUGACAUUACAUACAAAAGUUGAUAAUGAUAUUGAUACAUCAUUACAAACAAAAGUUGAUAAUGAUAAUGAUACAUUAUUACACACAAAAGAAGAACCAGCAGGUGAUGACAUAUUGUAUCAGAAUCCAGGAAACUUAAAUUCUGAAAUUGAGACUUCUGUCAAGGUGGAGGCAGUAGAUGAAGAAACCAUUACUGAUCAAGAAAACUUCUAUGUAGAUAAUGCCAAUGAUACAGUUUAUUUACCAGAACAUGAAGACCAUGAAAAAAAUGAGGUACAAGAAGAAUAUGAGAUACAAGAAAAACAUGAGAUACAUGAAGAACAUGAGGUACAAGAAGAAUUUGAAGAACAUGAGGUUAAUUGUGAGAAACCAGUCCCAAAGACAAAGUCAAGAAUGCUUAAACCCUCUGAAAGAGUUUCAUAUGUAAAAUGCUGGAAGAGUACUUACCCAGAGCUGAAGGAUGAUAAAGAGCUACUUUUAGACUGUUUGGUAGCCGUCAUGAACGAGAUUAAGCCACCUCCGCCACCUACAGACUAUUAUUCGUUGGAUGGCAUUAUGCUAAAGUGCAUACAUUGCGAUCACCAGUCGGCUACGAUACCGAAGGCGACGCGCCACUAUCAGGAGACGCACGGCGAGAGGUACCUGCACUGCUUGGCUUGCGGCGUCAACUUCAGAAGGCGCAUACAAUGCGAUCACCAGUCGGCUACGAUACCGAAGGCGACGCGCCACUAUCAGGAGACGCACGGCGAGAGGUACCUGCACUGCUUGGCUUGCGGCGUCAACUUCAGAAGGCGCAUACAAUGCGAUCACCAGUCGGCUACGAUACCGAAGGCGACGCGCCACUAUCAGGAGACGCACGGCGAGAGGUACCUGCACUGCUUGGCUUGCGGCGUCAACUUCAGAAGGCGCAUACAAUGCGAUCACCAGUCGGCUACGAUACCGAAGGCGACGCGCCACUAUCAGGAGACGCACGGCGAGAGGUACCUGCACUGCUUGGCUUGCGGCGACAACUUCAGAAGGCGCAUACAAUGCGAUCACCAGUCGGCUACGAUACCGAAGGCGACGCGUCACUAUCAGGAGACGCACGGCGAGAGGUACCUGCACUGCUUGGCUUGCGGCGUCAACUUCAGAAGGAGACGCACGGCGAGAGGUACCUGCACUGCUUGGCUUGCGGCGACAACUUCAGAAGGUGAGCUGUCACUAGCACUGCAGUUGGUGAGCAGGCGCAUACAAUGCGAUCACCAGUCGGCUACGAUACCGAAGGCGACGCGCCACUAUCAGGAGACGCACGGCGAGAGGUACCUGCACUGCUUGGCUUGCGGCGUCAACUUCAGAAGUAAAACAACCCUAUACAAGCAUGAGAAGACAUGCAUUGCGCCCGACGCGGUGACGGUACUGAAGGCGCGCGCGAGGCAACUCGGCGAUAAAGCGCGUUCCAGACCCUUCUUGUGCAAGCCUAAAAAGAAGACCCCUAAGAUGUUCCCCUGCACAGACUGUCCGGCCAUCUUCAAGGUGCGGUCCGGCCUGACGGCGCACCAGCGCACGCACACCGGACAACGGCCCUACGUAUGCUGGCAAUGCUUAAAAGCCUACACCAGCAAUACUGCGCUACGGCGGCACGAGAAGUUGCACACGUCGCAGAGGUUCGAGUGCGCCCACUGCGCGAGGAUCUUCCGCACGCGCGCGCUCAUCACCGCGCACCUCGACACACACCUACCACAGAAGCGUUUCGCGUGCGCGGAGUGCAGCCGGCGGUACGCGCAGCGCUUCGCUCUGCAACUGCACGUGGACCGCGUGCAUCGAGGCCUGCCGCCGCCCUUCGCCUGCCAGCUGUGCCCCAAGAGGUUUGCGCGCUUGUCCAUACUUAAGGAGCAUAUGCAGAAAGCGCAUGGCUUGGAUAUCGUCACACGGAAAGUCUGACUUGGAAACGGAACAUUAGUCGUUCUGCAGUUUUAUGAGGCUUUUGUGUUUUCUCGUAUAAUCUGUUAUGUGCAUCUAUCUAUGCCUGAUUUAACUAUCGGAAAUCAUUAGGGAAGAUGAAAUGGUUAAUCGUACAGAUUGAUGGCUACAAGACUCAGCGAUACAUUGUAGCAUCUAACGGUACAGAUUGACAAAUUCUCUAGUGAGGAGGAGAGGACAAGGCAGGAAAGGACUUCAAGGAGAGAUGCCCGUUUUCUACGACUUCGAGUUCGUCGGAACACGAGACUGAUGGCGGUGCAGGCCCGAAAUGUAUUGGAGGAGGUUCAAGGAGUAAAAAUGAGGGACAGUUCGCAAAGAAUUCAAAGAAAUCGGCAGCUCAUUUGUGCCUGACAAUACACUUAAACUUGAGAUACCACACCGCAAGAAACCUAGUAUACUUUGAACGUGAACAUCGUUAUUAAGACUUCGAUGAGUGGAGAAACUUCGACAUGAAUGCAAGUCUAGAGACGCAAAGAAGAGCAUUAUAUCUAGUCUAACUUUUAAAAUACAGUGGCAUAUUGGCGCCGACUUAAUUAUGGUCUGGGGUCAAAUAUGUUUAGGAGAUAAGUUGGUGGUAGUCGACGACGGGAAUCCGACUACUGAUCUGUAUAUCAAGGAUAUUCUAGAAGAAAAUGUGCCAAUAAAGGAGCACACCUCGACGACAACUUGAGCUUAAUAACAAAGCUCCUAACUCCUAAAUCAUUUUGGUGUAACGGUGAUGGAGUGGCCAGCACGGUCCCCGGAUACAGUGGUGUAAAUAGGGCGGUGCCACCGGUGCCCAGGCACAGGGCCCAUAUUCUCGGGAGCGCAAUAAUAGACAGAAUUAAGCAUCAAAAUGGGCAACGCAUUUGCAGUAGUGAACCUGCGUUUGAGUUUUAGUGAGUGAGACACAGUGGGUGGAAUAAUAGGCAAAAGGUCUACUUAGAUAUGGCGCAGUUAUAGAAGCUUGCACUGGGCGCGAAAAAAGCUAUUUACAGCACUGCCCGGAUAUGAAUCCAAUUGAACACGUUUGGGACUUGCUUGAGUGUGAAAUCAAGAAAGGCACCUAGCAAUCUGGGCGAGUUGCGAGACGUAUCACUUAAAGAAUGGUAGAGGUUGCCCCAAGUAAUCAUUGAUAACAUCAUCCGCAGCAGCCCAGACGGGUAGAAACCAGAAUCAGAGUACGAAGGAGAAGCAUGCGAUAGUAACCUCAGUUAAUUCUAAACUGUCACAUAAUCUUGAAACUUUAAGUUAGGUGUUGCAAUGUUGUUAUGUGCACUUUUUACCUAUCCUAACCUCUACCCUAUCCCUAUUAAUAUAAAAAUUGUGCCCAUUACCAACCAAGGUUGCUAAGUUGUUAACCAUACGUUACUCCUUUUCCUUACCCUCAAUAUCCAGAAUGGUUCCUUGUGUCACAGAUGUACCUCAAAGAGCUGCCGUCGCUCACGUACGCUCGAGUGGCUCAAGCCAAGCUGGUGAAGACCCGGGACGCUAUGCCAUAGAUAAUUUACACUGAUAUUAAUUAAAACUUAGGUAUAUUCUUUUUGUAAACGUUUUUGACGGAACAAGCAAAUGAGACAUUUGCUUCGGAUCGUAUUUUGCUUUUGAAUUAUUUAUCGGCCAUUGUAUAGACCUGUUAUCACACUUGCUGGGUUAUUCGAAAUUAAAAAAAUAUAUAUCAUACAUUUUUUAAAUA